Molecule: messenger RNA, 3498 nt
Organism: Cyphellophora attinorum
Lineage: Eukaryota; Fungi; Ascomycota; Eurotiomycetes; Chaetothyriales; Cyphellophoraceae
Product: Ribosome biogenesis protein bms1
Exons: 1
Coding region: 1-3498 (1165 amino acids)
Biological process (GO): endonucleolytic cleavage of tricistronic rRNA transcript (SSU-rRNA, 5.8S rRNA, LSU-rRNA); ribosome biogenesis; maturation of SSU-rRNA from tricistronic rRNA transcript (SSU-rRNA, 5.8S rRNA, LSU-rRNA)
Cellular component (GO): nucleus; 90S preribosome
Molecular function (GO): U3 snoRNA binding; GTPase activity; GTP binding
Source: RefSeq, a predicted model, not a curated record
AUGGAGGACCAAGCAAAUCGCCCGCACCGGGCGUCAAAAGAAAAGAAGGUCAAGAAGAAGGGUGAGCGCAAUGCAAAGGCCUUUGCUGUUGCCAAUCCUGGCCGGUUGGCCAAAACAGCGGUACGGUCUAGCGACAUCCGAGAGAAACGCCUGCAUGUUCCCCAGGUCGACAGACUACCAGAAGAGGCGCCCCCAAUCAUUGUCGCCGUGGUUGGUCCACCAGGCGUAGGCAAGACUACAUUGAUCAAGAGCCUCAUCAAGCGGUACUCGAAGCAGACGCUUUCACACCCCACUGGUCCGUUGACUGUGGUCACGUCCAAGAGGAGGAGGUUGACGUUUCUGGAAUGUCCGUCCGACUCACUGGCAGCCAUGAUCGAUGUGGCCAAGAUUGCAGACAUCGUUCUCCUUAUGAUCGAUGGCAACUACGGGUUCGAGAUGGAGACCAUGGAAUUUCUGAACGCUCUGAGCACGUCCGGCAUGCCUGGAAAUGUCUUCGGCAUCCUGACACAUCUCGACUUGUUCAAGAAACAAAGCACAUUACGCAUGGCCAAGAAGAGGUUAAAACAUCGAUUCUGGUCCGAACUGUACCACGGUGCAAAGCUGUUCUAUCUGUCUGGCGUUGUGAAUGGGCGAUACCCUGAUCGGGAAGUUCACAACUUGUCCCGCUUUCUGUCGGUCAUGAAAAACCCAAGGCCGCUCAUAUGGAGGAACAGCCAUCCUUAUUGCCUGGCUGAUCGAUUCCUGGAUGUCACACAGCCUACAGAAAUCGAGAAGAAUGAGAAGUGCGAUCGUCAGAUAGCCCUGUAUGGCUACUUGCGAGGCACAAACUUUCCUGCUACAGAUGCAAGGGUACACAUACCUGGUGUCGGCGACCUCACGGUACGAGAGAUCGAAGCACUACCAGACCCUUGUCCCACUCCAUACUUGGAUCAAGCAAUCGCAAAGGCUAGCGGGAAGUCUUCAAGGAGGAAGCUUGGCGAGAAGCAGAAAGUACUAUUCGCUCCGAUGUCUGACGUUGGUGGUGUGCUGGUUGACAAAGAUGCGGUAUAUAUUGAUGUCAAAUCGAACACGUUUGACCGAGAUGCAGACGAUUUGGAAGAUCGAGGACUUGGUGAACAACUUAUGGUCAGUCUACAGGGGGAACGUAAAUUGCUGGGCACAGCCAAUACUGGAGUUCGGCUGUUCCAGGGAGCUAGUCACAUCACGGGCGACGCGGAUUCUGGCCGCAAAGAGAAACGAGGCAUCAGAAAUCUCGACAACCAGGACGACUUCGAACAAGAUGAGGACGAAGGCUUCGUUAGCGGAGAUGACAGCGAAGACGAAGAGAUCGCAGAUGACCCAGAAGCCAUGACUCAGCAUCGUGGCAGACCAGGAUUCGCUGCUCAGGAGGAUGAAGCGGACGUCAACGGCGACGAUCUGGCUUUUGCUGAGAGCGAUUCCGAUCUGGGCUCGUUGGAAGACGCGGAGGAUAGACAUGAAUUGCAUGACGACUCCGAAUUUGACGACGACCUAGAAGAGAACGGAAGCGACGAAGAGGACGACGGAGGUCUGAGGUGGAAAGAAAACAUGGAACUCAACGCCCGAAACUUACAGUCGAAUCGAAGAUCAUACCGCGCGGCUGAUCUGUCUAAGCUCAUGUACAAUCUCUCACUAUCGCCAGCAGAAGUGGCGUCAAGGUGGAGAGGAGAGGAGCAUGACACAGACAGUCAAAAGCUCGAGCAGGAUGAAGAGGACGAGUUCUUCAGGAAAACCAACAUCGAAGCAGAGGACGAUUUCGAAGAUCGCCAAACACCGAAAGUGGAUCUUGGCGAACUUAGGCGCAAGUGGGAGGACGAGGACCAGAUGCAAUCCAUCAUCUUGCGCUUCACAAAGUCUGCGCCCGCCACGGGAGCUAACGCCGACGACGUUGACGAUGAUGAGAACGCUAGUGAAAACGACGACUAUAGCGACGAGGGUGAUGGCGAGUUCGAGGAUCUGGAAGCCGCGGCUCCGACCGGCAUGCCCUCAUCUGAAGAGUUGACCCUGGAACAAGAAAGAGAAAAGAAUGCGAAGAGAAAGGAGGAGCUCAAACUCAGAUUCGAGGAGGAGGAUCGUGAGGGGUUUGGCAAAGCCAAAGAUGAGGUAAAGACCACGGAACAGGAAUUCGGCGAGGACGAUUGGUAUGAUGCCCAGAAAGCGAUGUUGCAGAAGCAGAUUGACAUCAAUCGUGCCGAGUUCGAUAGUCUGGAUCCGACCUCACGAGCUCGAGCAGAAGGUUUCAAGGCCGGAACAUAUGCACGAAUUGUGCUCGACAAUGUGCCUUACGAGUUUGCGAGAUCUUUCAACCCACGCUACCCGGUCAUCAUCGGCGGUCUGGCGCCGACAGAAGAUCGAUUUGGAUUCGUCCAGAUCAGAAUCAAGCGACAUCGUUGGCACAAGAAGAUUCUCAAAACUAACGAUCCGCUCAUCUUCUCCCUUGGUUGGCGACGGUUUCAAACUCUUCCCUUGUAUUCGAUUUCGGACUCGCGGACCAGGAACAGAAUGCUGAAGUAUACCCCUGAGCACAUGCACUGUUUUGGCACCUUUUACGGCCCACUAGUGGCACCAAAUACCGGCUUCUGUUGUGUACAGUCGUUCUCCAACUCAAACCCAGGGUUCAGAAUUGCCGCGACCGGCGUGGUCAUGAAUGUGGACGAGAGCACUGAGAUCGUCAAGAAGCUGAAGCUGACCGGACACCCCUACAAGAUUUUCCGCAAUACAGCCUUCAUUCGCGACAUGUUCAACAGCUCAAUUGAGAUCGCCAAGUUCGAAGGAGCAAGCAUCAAGACGGUGUCCGGUAUUCGAGGUCAGAUCAAGCGAGCUCUGGCCAAACCUGAAGGUCACUUUCGCGCAGCUUUCGAAGACAAGAUUCUGAUGUCCGACAUUGUCUUCCUCCGAGCAUGGUACGCCGUGAAGCCUCAUCGCUUCUACAACCCUGUCACAAAUCUCCUGGAUGCCGCACCAUCCAACAGCGAUGAUGUGGCUAGAGAUGGCAUGGACGGAUGGCAAGGCAUGAGACUGACAGGAGCAGUGAGGGCAUCAUUGGGCAUGUCGACACCUCGCCAGAAGGACUCCGCGUACACCAAGAUCGAACGCCCAACUAGGCACUUCAACCCACUGCGGGUUCCACGAGCAAUCCAGACAGAUCUGCCCUACAAGUCGCAGAUCACUCAACAAAAGGCUCGCAAGGCGCCUACUUACCUUCAGAAGCGAGCAGUUGUGCUUGGUGGCGAGGAGAAGAAGGCUCGUGAUCUGAUGCAGAAGCUAAUGACAUUGCGGAACGAGAAGGUCGAGAAACGGGCCAAGAAGCAAGAAGAGCGGCGGCAGGUGUAUCGCAAGAAGGUAGCUGAGAAUCUUGAGAAGAAGACUGAGCGUGAGAAGCGCGAAAGAGACGAGUUUUGGCAGAAGGAGGGCCAGAAGAGGCAGCGACAGGGCGAUGGUAGUGGUGGCCGUCGUCCAAAGCGCGCGAAGCGGGAAUAG